Messenger RNA from Punctularia strigosozonata HHB-11173 SS5, 1214 nucleotides. RefSeq lists its product as uncharacterized. Bases 45 to 1181 code for a protein of 378 amino acids. Lineage: Eukaryota; Fungi; Basidiomycota; Agaricomycetes; Corticiales; Punctulariaceae. The transcript has 4 exons. The record is from RefSeq and is a predicted model, not a curated record.
GCCGACAGCGAGCCCGCGUUCCCGCCCGGUCGGCUCAAGACAGGAUGCCUAUACGGCCACUCACCCGUAGCGAGGUUGUUAGGGCCGCAACUCGGGAGAUAGUCACUCGGGACUUCCGACAUCUACUGAGCUUUCCUUCUCGGUGGACGAAGCGUAGCUCGUUCAAGGACCCAAAGGUCAAGACCGUCCAUCACAAGGACAGAGUUAAAUGGUGGAAUAUCGUCCCCGGAGAUCGCGUUCGUGUCCUCGGUGACCCCACUCGCUCAGUACAUGAAGUCUCGGCCGUCAACAAGCUGGGUAACCGCGUAUACCUCAAGAACACGGCCACACAAAGCAACAACAGGCCGGCCGCUGCCAAGAACGUGCACUACUCAGCAUGCCAGCUUUUCCUAGGCCACUUCGACUUCCCUCCUCCCAUCGGUAAGAGUGAAUCCGUUGCCCGCGCGGUAUUUGCCACGCGGCUAAGCACCUCAAAACCGGUCUUCCGUAACGGAGCAUGGCGAUGGGCUCGUUUCGCCGUCAACACCAUACCUCGUCUGCCGAACAGGCCUCGACUGGCCGAUGGCAAGCCGAAGAGGAUGCUUAUAGACUGGCCCAAGCAACCGGAGAAGCGUGAUCCCACUCCUGGACUGUAUGACACUGAGCAAGAGGAAGUGCUUAAAGUCACCUAUGAGCCGCCCACCCUCGGACGCGCGGCUCAUGAAGACCUUUACAUCAAAUCCCUCCGUGCGCCGGGAGAGGUCUAUGCUUCCGAUGCCGAAAACGCUACGCAAGACAAUGGUUUGGUACAUCGCGGUGUCAACGACUUGAAGAUGGAGGUGCGGGUGUACAAGGAGCUGGCCAACCCACAUUCGCGUGCCAAACGCCAGAAGCGUUGGCAGGAAAAGCAGGCUGAGGAGAAGGAGUUGUUGCAGAAGUUCAUCAAGGCCGAGGAAGCCAAAGCGCGUUUCAGCGGGUCGAAGAAGGAAGCGCGCAUAUUAGCUACCUACAAAUGGCGCCAGAAGCUUCACGAGGACAGGCAAAGGGAGAUGAAGCGGAGGUGGGUUAAGCGGGGCGGCGAGGUCAAGCUGGAGAGGAAGGAGAAGAGGAAGGAGAAGAAGGAGCGCAGGAGGAGCCAAGCGCUCGCGCAGCUGGUGCUGGAGGAGGCACCAAACCAGGUUAUCCCGACCUCCAUGCUUUGAUGUCAGAGUAUAUAUCUUCGAUUAUAAUGUCGC